CAACCCACCAAGCAGCGCCACCCCCCCAAGCAGUGGUCGAUGUACCGCGCCCUGCACGGGCGAGCGCAAUCGCUCCUCGCGGACGCGGGCCUGGGCCACUUCACCUUCCAUCCGCAUGACAUCAACAUCGGCAAGGCCCGGGACUACGACACGACGAUCAUGGGCCGAUUCGUCUGCCACAACCCCACCUGCCAGAGCGGUGGGUGGUCGAGCAAGGCCAUCGCCAUCAGGAUCCGCAUGUGGCGCGACGGCAAGUACAACGCGCGGGUCUACCACCAGCGCUGUCGGGGCUGCAAUGCCCUCAUCCGCCCGGUCGUCAACGCAUCCUCCUACGCCGAGCGCAUCGCCUACCGGCUCAAGAAAUGGAAUGGCAUCCAGAUGACCCCGCCCGCUUAUGGGCGCGCGGCCAAGGCCCCCCAUGAGAAGGAGCUGGGCGAGAGCAGCAAGGUAGAUCACCGCGUUGUGGGCGAGCGCUCCCGCGGUGGGAAUGGGGAUGUCGAGGAGUUGUGUACGUCCAUUGCGGCGUUGUGA
Aspergillus brunneoviolaceus CBS 621.78 is the source of this 531-nucleotide messenger RNA. Its product is annotated as 3CxxC-type zinc finger protein. The transcript has a single exon. The annotation marks the transcript as partial. The record is from RefSeq and is a predicted model, not a curated record. Lineage: Eukaryota; Fungi; Ascomycota; Eurotiomycetes; Eurotiales; Aspergillaceae.